AAAUCCGCUCUACCCGAAUAUGGACACGGAGGAAUGAAAUAUGGUGGAGGAGGCGAACAUGGAGGACCGAGGACCGUGAGAGCGCUGCGGUGCUGUUUUUUGGGGGGUUGUAAGAAGAAAAGUGGAUGUACCUCCAGCGGGACUUUUUCAGCGGAGAACCUCGGUGGAAAGUUUUGUAUUUGCGUCUCUGUUCUUUGCGCGGACAAGUGCGUCGAGGUAGAGUUUGUUGUAAUGCAGUGAAGACCGACUUUUUCGGGGGGAUAAAAAGCAGGGCAGGGGGCUUCUGCCCUCUCACCAUCCCGACGCUAUGCCGUGGGUCAGCGGCGGUAAGCGGAGAGAGAGCUCGGAGCUGCCGCUGCCCGCGGGCUGGGAGGAAGCCCGGGAUUACGAUGGCAGAGUGUUUUUUAUCGACCACAAUACCCGGCAAACUUCGUGGAUUGACCCCAGAGAUAGGAUCACUAAACCGCUGACAUUUGCCGACUGUGUUGGAGAUGAACUGCCUCUCGGGUGGGAGGAAGUUUACGACCAGCAAGUGGGAGUUUACUACAUCGACCAUAUCAACAAGACCACCCAGAUUGAAAACCCGCGGACUCAAUGGCGGCAGGAGCAGGAGCGCAUGCUAAAGGAGUACCUUGUGGUGGCCCAGGAGGCCCUCAAAGCCAAGAAGGAGAUGUACCUGGUCAAGCAGCAGCGUCUGGAGCUGGCUCAGCAGGAAAUGUUGCUCUUCCACGAGCUCUCUGAGGACAACCGCUCCAUCACCAGCACGCUCUCCGGCUCUUCCUCAAACGCGAAAUACGACCCUGACCAAAUAAAAGUGGAAAUAGCUUGUAGACGAGAGCGGCUCUCCAGACUGAAGCAGGAGCUGGCCCAGGUGAAGCAGGAGCUGCAGUAUAAGGAAAUGGGAGUGGAGACCCUGCAGGAGAUUGACAGGAAGAUGUCCUGCAGUCAGACAAACUACAAGCUGGACGAGGCUCAAGCCAUCUUCAAUGAGCUGCGAAGCAUCAAGAAGGCCAUCAGCACAGGCGAGAAGGAGAGGCAGGACCUCAUCCAGAGCCUGGCGAAGCUGACAGUGAACUUCCAAAGCAGCUUUUCUAUCAGUGACUCAGCCAGCGAAGUGGUGAACAGCGCUGGAACUGUGGGGGACUCGUGCAAUCUGCAGCAGUACUGUGACACUGGCUGUCAGACUGACAUCAUGGGAGAGUAUGGUUCCCAAGAUUCCUCACAUUUGGUGGACAAAGUGAAACUCAACUGGCAGUACGAGGAAGCCAAGAAAAAGGUGCAGAGCAUACAGCACCAGCUAGCACAGCUGGACAGUGAGAGCUGGUCAGGGCGGGCUGAGGCGGACCGUGACCGGGACUUCAUGCAGCUCCUGCGUGAGAAGGAGGCCCUCCUGCAGGAGAUCAUCCUGGUGAGCAAGCAGCAGCACCCUCCGGAGACGCUGCUGCAGCUGGAGGAGGAGCGCUCCAGGCUGGAGGAGGAGGUGCAGAGGGCCCACAGCUCCCAGAGCCAGGGAGCCAAUCAGAGGAUCCUGCAGCAGGAGAAGAGGAAUGUUCUGCUGAGACAGCUGGAGGAGGCAACACGCAUCACCACCUACCUUCACUCCCAGCUGAAGAGCCUGUCGGCCAGUUCUCUGACAGUGUCGUCCAGCAGCAGCCGGGGAUCUCUAGCCUCCAGUCGGGGCUCCCUGGCGUCCAGCCGAGGCUCCCUCAGCUCCAUCAGUUUCAGUGACAUCUACGGUCUCCCCCAAUAUGACCGUCACGAGGGGGCGGGAGAGUCCCUCGACCCCCACCUGCGCUACCUGCUACCCCCAGAGACCAUAUCUAGAGACUGUUCCAUGUUCAAUCCCGACCCCCUGACCCAGAGCAAAACCAAACGCUCUCACGACACCCCGCAGUCUCUAGCCUCCCUCUCCUCCCGCUCCUCACUCUCCUCCCUGUCGCCGCCCAGCUCUCCCAUGGACACACCCUACCACUCUGCCCCUCAGGACUGCCCCCUCACUCAGAUGACGGAGGAAUACAUGGAGCAGGCGGGUCGCGGCCUGUUAGAGGGGCUGCGGGCACAGUCGCAAACCAUGUCACACACGGCCAUGUUGAGCAGCGAGGACACAGUCAGCCCCGCCGCCAUGCAUCAACUGGACAACAAGAGUCACAGAGACAGCGGGGCUCAGGGGGCUUUUACCUCAACAGGAGUGACUCUGAGAGGAAACAGUGCCAACAGAAGUGGCAGGAGGGCCAGGAGAGUCUCUGCAGGUUUUUCUGAGGACGCUCUGGCCACAGACAGUGGGGUUUUCGAGGCCUGGGGUAGAAGGGCAGAGGAGUCAGAGGAGAUGUCAUACAUGAAAGAGCUGACAUCUGUGAGCGAGCCCACCCAGAUCCAACUGGGACUGCUGUGGGAGUCUAAUUCUCAGUCUCUCCGACUGCAUCUGCUACAGCUCAAGAAUUUAAACAGGUCCAUUGUGAGAGAUGGCUAUAAAGUGUAUGUGAAGGUGCACUUGAUUCCACUGGACGCCGGCAGGGCCUGUGCGUUUUACUGUUGUACGGCGUUGGAACCGCAGUCCCAGAUGAGUUUCAAUGAAGGCUUCCGCAUUCCUGUCCCUGCAAACGCCCUGGCGGUGUGCGCUCUGCAGCUGUCUGUCUGCUCGCUGGGACCUCAGGCUCAGGAGGAACUACUGGGCACGGCCCAGUUGAGCCUGGCAGAUUGUGAGGGAAGCGCAGAGAUGGUUUACCACUGGCUGCGAGUCCAGAUGUUGAGUGGGACAGAGUUGCCGAGGCCUGAACAGAAAAGCCUCGGCCACCGAAGACACCACGACGGGCAGGAAGACGAGCAAAGGCACAGAACCAUGGACACUGUCUGCACUCUGCUGUCACGCACCACCACCACCACCCAUCUGGAGGAGCGGGACGCAGAGCUGGAGAAGAAGGAUGAGCCAGGGGAGGCGGCAUCUGAGCGGAGCUGGCAGGCAGAGUCGGUGGACAGCGGCUGCAGCAACAGCACAGCAUUCACAGCCCCCUGCUCAGAGGGCCUAUGUGCAGAGGGCAUCUGCAUCACCACUGGAGGGCGCUGUGAUCAGACUACCAGCAAGCUCUGUACAGUAAAGGUGGAGAAGGCCACCAUGACAGAAGGCUUGUUCCCAGAGCCGGUGCGAGUCCGACCCAAAGAGAGGGGAGGACGCUGGGGUCACGCCUCCCCGUUUAUGCGUGGCAGCACCAUUGUUCGCUCUCAGACCUUCUCUCCUGGGGCUCGUAGUCAGUACGUCUGCAGGUUAUACCGCAGCGACAGUGACAGCUCAACUCUACCAAAGAAAUCACCUUUUGUCAGAAACACGUUGGAAAGAAGAACGUUGCGAUAUAAGCAGCAGUCAUACCGCUCCUCCCUGGCCGAGCAGCCGACCCGUACCUCCCUAGACCUGGAGCUGGAUCUCCAGGCCUGCAGGACGCGUCAGAGGCAGCUGAUGGAGGAGCUGAAUGCUCUGAGGGAGCUGAAGCUGCGACUGGAGGAGCCGCAAGCCAGGGAGGCCAACGAGCUCCCCCACUGGGCCCUGAGGGACGAGCGCUUCCGCUGCCUGCUCAGAGAGGCCCAGAGACAGGUGGGACUUGAAGCAGGGUGCUAUAUUUACUUCACAAGCCACAUGAGAUUUGGCCUCGCCCAGCAGCAGUUGAAUGUUUUUGUUGUUCUACAGGCCAGCCAAAGCAAGCAGGAGCAGCGUCAGGAGGAGGCAGUGGAGAGGAGGAUGAGGAAAGCUUCCAAAGAGGUCCUGCAGAUGAGGGGGCAGAGUCAGAAGGAGCCCCUGCCUGUGCAGACAUUCAGAGAGAAGAUGGCUUUUUUCACAAGACCAAGGUUCAACAUACCUCCUUUGCCAGCUGACGAUGUAUGAGAGCUUGCCUCUGUAUUAUGUGACUAAACAUGAAGUAUUUGUCAAUUUUUUUCUCAUGAAGUACAAAGCUCUUUCUACCAAGGACACGGGCGGGGUGGCACGCAGCUGAUGUUGAAGAUUAGAAGGUUUCACAUUUUCAGAAGUGUUUGUGCGGCUAUUCUAAACAUGAACACACUAGAUACACAGUUAUUGACAACAGCACAACUGUUCAUUUCCUUUUUGGGGAAGAUGCCUUUCUUAAGGAAACAGUAUCUCUUUACUAUUGUAUGAGUUACUUCUGUUGUUUGUGCUUACAAAAAGGCUGGAAGACGGGAACAAAGUCGGUUUGGACAAAUUCACUGUACUGUAACUUAUUUUAUAGUACUUUUCCUUGAAGGAAAUUAAAAAAAAAAAAAACGCUUCCUGCUUUUUAAGUGUAUUUUGUAGCUUUGAACAAAUAGCACUUCAGUGUUUUUACAUACAGUAAAAUGGAACUAUUGUCUGAUUUUUGUUUUCUGUAACCUAAUUCUUAAAAGUUAUUUACAUAAAAUGUCACUUUGUAAUCCACUUUUAUUACUGAUGUCAUUGUCCCUUUGUUAUGUUAUUAAAAUUAAUAUUAUUUCAUGUACUUUUCAAUAUAUGGAUGAAUAUAUGAAACACUGUAUUCAGAUUUUUUUAUGAUGUCUGUAUGAACAUCUGCAGUGUUACCUCUUGUGAAGAUAAAACCAUUAAACCACG
Molecule: messenger RNA, 4591 nt
Organism: Xiphias gladius (swordfish)
Lineage: Eukaryota; Metazoa; Chordata; Actinopteri; Istiophoriformes; Xiphiidae
Gene: wwc3
Product: WWC family member 3
Exons: 22
Coding region: 308-3874 (1188 amino acids)
Biological process (GO): regulation of DNA-templated transcription; regulation of hippo signaling; cell migration
Cellular component (GO): cytoplasm
Molecular function (GO): molecular adaptor activity; kinase binding
Source: RefSeq, a predicted model, not a curated record